This is a messenger RNA of Chaetomium fimeti, 2183 nucleotides long. RefSeq names its product putative Natterin-like protein. NCBI's taxonomy places the organism in Eukaryota, Fungi, Ascomycota, Sordariomycetes, Sordariales, Chaetomiaceae. The transcript has 3 exons. The record is from RefSeq and is a predicted model, not a curated record. The coding region runs from base 230 to 1963 and encodes 577 amino acids.
GAAGCCGAUGCACCGCUAUGUACUCGGAGAAUGGGUUUACAGCAAGCCGUGAGAAAGAGGACAACACAGUUGGAUACCUAUAUUACGAUGACUUCUCCCUCGGUUUUCUCCUACAAUUCCACCCUUCAAAUCAUAUCAUCGCCGCAGCAUCAACAACUGAUCUCAAUACACUCCAUUAUCCUAACAAAAUCAGUCUUACUUCAACCCCUAUCAAAUCUUCACUUUAGCAAUGGCGCCUUUUACCUUGGAUUUCUGUCAAACGAACCCGUAUGUUGGCGGAGGCGGUGGAGGCGAUUGGCAGUUGGUGGGCGAGAUGGGCUCCUUUGUCAAGCGAAUCCGAGUCUACUGGGGCACGUCCAAGUGGGGCAGCGACGGCAAGAAAGGAUGUCUCACAGGCUUCGAACUCGACUACACCGACGGGAAGCAGCUUUCCCACGGCAACACCGACUCGGACCAAGCCUUUGAGGAGUGCCGCAUCGACAUCGACAAUGACGAAAAGAUCAAAGAAAUGUCCCUGUACGGCCAGGGAGACGGGCAGUGGGAUCGAACGUCGCUGUUGUGGUUCCAGACCAACAAGGACCAGAAGUUCGGCGCCGGGCUCAAGCUGCUGGACGAGAACCAGUACAAGAUGGACGUCGGCUCCGGCUUGCUCAUCGGAUUCCGAGGCCGCUCCGGUAACAUCAUUGACAGUGUACAGCCUCUCUUUCUUAAGAAGGUUGCGAAGCAGUACAUCGACAACGUGUCAUAUCCCACUCUCGACUUGAACAACACUGGUUUCCUCCAGAUGGAUUAUCUGGAUAGGGCGAGAUCCAUGUGGAAUGGCGCGCCAUACCAGGUCAAGAUCAUUGGGGAGGUCACCAAGAAAGAAGAGACCACGUGGAGCAACAAAAAUUCGUUUGGGGCCUCGGUUGCGCUGGAGUUCGAAGCAGGGCUCCCAGCGUUGUUUAGUGCGAAGACAUCAUAUACACUGCAGUACGGCCAUGAGCAUACCUGGGGAGCGACGACGUCAAAUGAGAAGAAACUUCGGUGGGAAGCUGCAAAGGAGAUGACCUCCGAGGAGGAUCAGUUCGAAUUGGUCGCAACUUACAAGUCCGGCAAGAUGGAUCUCGAAUACGAGGGCACCUACAACGUGCUGACAGAGGACGGUCGCAAGUUCUCGUUCCCCACCAAAGGAACGGUCAAGCAUGUGGUCGUCUCCGAGUCCCAGAUCGAGGUUCGGUACUUUGGAGAAAGCCAGGACGGUGUCACGAGAAGCCUUGAAGAAGACCGGGCGCUUGAAGAAGCAGCAUAUGAACUUCCCGAAGCCGAGGAGCCAACUCAAGAGGAUGAAGUCAACGACGAGAACACUACGGAUCCGGAGGGGGUUGCAGAAGAGGGGGUUGUCCAGGACUAUGAUGAUGCGGUCGAUGAGGAGACCAUGGCUCAAGCCGGGGAGGAUGAGGAAGCGACUGCCAACGAGGAUGGCUAUGUCGAGCCCGGCUACGAGGAGAACACAGCGGCCGAGUACGACACCCGCGAGGAGGAACCGGCGGAAGAGGUCGCCUACGAGGACACUGCCGAGGAGGAGACCCAAGACAUCGAGAACGUGGAAGAGGAGGAAGCAGCUGAACCUGACUACGCGGCAGAGACUGACAACCAGGGCGACGAGGAAGCUUACAAUGACAAUGCUGGCACCACAUACGACAACCAGGAAAGCCAAGAGGCGGAGGACGUAGAAGAGCAAGACGCAGCUGAACCCGACAACCAGAGCGAUGAGACAGCUUACAACGACAAUACCGAGGAGGAGGUUUCAGAACCAUACUAUCAGGAAGAGCCUGAGCCGGAAGCCGUCGCAGAGGAAAAUGAGACUUCCCAGCCGCAGGGUUACGGGGCCGACGCGGAGCCUCAAGAGGAUGCUUAUGAGACAAGCAAUGCGGAGAAUGAUGCCGAGGUAUCGUGGCGUGGGAACGGCGACGCUUACUAGUGCCCUCGACAUCCCGGUGCCGAAGAUAGCGGAGACAAGCCGUUCUCAGGCUGAGGCCGAACCUGCGAUGGUGGAGGAGGGUGUGAUCUAGGAGUUUACAUUUUAUCUUUCUUUGACAUGCCUUAUAAUUAGAGAUCUGAAUGGACAUGGGCAAAUUGAGUUAUUUAGCUGGAACAUUAGGAAUAGGAAAUACUAUAUUUACUGAGUUGCGUCUUAGAAA